UUUGGACAAAAACACCUCAAGAUGAAAAAGCUUAAAUCAACUCAUCCCUAUCAUUAGCUUGGUUGGGAGUGUUGUGAGGAUUGGUUCCUCCAUAAACAACAAACAAACAACAUUAGUUGUUCUUCUUAGUUAGGUACCCAAAAACAAAAAAUCAACCCUAACAUUCUCUUUCUUUUUCUUUUUUCCCCUAAACACUUUAUUAUUAUUCUCUUUCACUCCCUAUAAUACAUAUAUAUAAAUACCCAAAAAAAAAAAAAAAAACAGCAGCCGACUACGGUCGUCCUCGUCCCACACCCAGAAAUCUCUCCUACCCAAUCUCCUGGUGAGUAUCGGAGACUCUUAGACCAGUCCUCCGUCGCCGUCAACCUGAAAAGUUCAUCUCUUUAUCGGAGGAACCGAUGAUUCUUCCCUCAAAACUAGUUUUUUACUGCUAGGGUUUCUCUACUCGUUCAGAUCUCCGAACAAUCACAACCUCAGACCAUCGAUUUCGUUCUAAAGGUCCUUGAUUUCAUCUGGGUUUUUCUUAAUUAGAGACUCAAGCUCACUCUGUUAGGUUUCCUGAAGAAAAAGGGAUACCGAAGGGUUGAGCUUGAGAGCUGAAAGUGUUGGCUUUGGGUGUGGGUUUUUGAGGAAUUUGGUUAUGAAGUGAAAAUUAGGGUUCUUUUGUUAUUUGGGGGUUUUGAGGAAAUGAAUGUGAGCCAUGCUUCGGUUCACCCAGUGGAAGAUGCUCCAACUACAGAAGGUGGUAAUGCUCCGAGGGUGAGGAUGAAGGACUUACAGGGCAUGCCUGGGACCCCAGUUGGGCUUGCUUUGCGUGUUAGCCAAUUCGUUUUUGCAGCUGCUGCUCUUGUUGUCAUGGCCUCCACUAGUGACUUUCCUUCUGUCACUGCCUUUUGCUAUCUUGUUGCGGCUGCUGGUUUGCAGUGUGUGUGGAGCCUUUCAUUGGCCAUCGUUGACAUGUAUGCUCUUUUAGUGAGACGCUCUUUACAGAAUCAUCGGGUUGUGAGCUUUUUCACUGUUGGUGAUGGGAUGACUUCAACUCUUACAUUCGCUGCAGCAUGUGCUUCUGCUGGUAUCACAGUUCUGAUCGACAACGAUCUUGGUAGCUGCGCACACAACCACUGUGCACAGUUCGAAACUGCUACAGCCAUGGCUUUUAUAACUUGGUUCACAUCAUUACCAUCUUUCCUUCUAAACUUCUGGUCACUAGCAUCUCGGUGAGUGUACUACAAGAAUGAGAAAACUUGAAUGAAAUAUAAGAACGAAGAGCAGCUUCGGUUUGAAAAUGCUAUUUUUCUUCUUUUUCGUCGCUGUGUCCUUGUGUGACAUGUUACCAAAAUGCCCUUGAAUGAAAAAAAAAAAGUUGGUUGUAAUUUUGUGUAUAGUUUGUGUGAGUCAGUCUGUUUCAACAAUACAAAAGAUUUCAAGUGGUGGUGAGAUAUAAUGGGUGGUUAACAUACAUACCCUCUCAACCUGAAUAUUGAAUAUAUUGGACAUUUUUGACAUAGUAUCAGAUAUAUUUGUAUGCAUAUAGGUGGUUUUUGAUGAUGUUGUUGUUUAUGCAAAUAGGUUUUGAGUGACA
Cannabis sativa is the source of this 1582-nucleotide messenger RNA. Its product is annotated as CASP-like protein 5A2. The record is from RefSeq and is a predicted model, not a curated record. Lineage: Eukaryota; Viridiplantae; Streptophyta; Magnoliopsida; Rosales; Cannabaceae. Gene Ontology annotation, cellular component: plasma membrane. The coding region runs from base 688 to 1221 and encodes 177 amino acids. The transcript is spliced from 4 exons.